GAGCCGCCUCCGGAGGGACCGGGGUGAGGGGAGGGGGGGAGCGCUGCUCGGCGUGCUCUCUCUCUCUCUCUCACUCUCUCUCUCUCCUCCGGGGACGCGGGGACGAAGAGGCAGCCCCGGGGCGCGCGCGGGAGGCAUGGAGCGCUGCCCCAGCCUGGGGGUCACCCUCUACGCCCUGGUGGUGGUCUUGGGGUUGCGGGCAGCACCGGCCGGCGGCCAGCACUAUCUGCACAUCCGCCCGGCUCCCAGCGACAACCUGCCCCUGGUGGACCUCAUCGAACACCCGGACCCUAUCUUUGACCCUAAGGAGAAGGAUCUGAACGAGACGCUGCUGCGAUCGCUGCUCGGGGGCCACUACGACCCGGGCUUCAUGGCCACCUCGCCCCCGGAGGACCGACCCGGAGGGGGCGGGGGACCGGCCGGGGGUGCCGAGGACCUGGCGGAACUGGACCAGCUGCUGCGGCAGCGGCCGUCGGGGGCCAUGCCGAGCGAGAUCAAAGGGCUGGAGUUCUCCGAGGGCUUGGCCCAAGGCAAGAAGCAGCGCCUCAGCAAGAAGCUGAGGAGGAAGUUACAGCUGUGGCUGUGGUCGCAGACCUUCUGCCCGGUGCUGUACGCGUGGAACGACCUGGGCAGCCGCUUCUGGCCGCGCUACGUGAAGGUGGGCAGCUGCUUCAGCAAGCGUUCCUGCUCCGUGCCCGAGGGCAUGGUGUGUAAGCCCUCCAAGUCCGUUCACCUCACGGUGCUGCGGUGGCGCUGUCAGCGGCGCGGGGGCCAGCGCUGCGGCUGGAUUCCCAUCCAGUACCCCAUCAUCUCCGAGUGUAAGUGUUCCUGCUAGAACUCGGGGGGCCCCCUGCCCGCGCCCAGACACUUGACGGAUCCCAACCGACGCCCCCACACACACACCGCCUCCAACCAGUUCCACCACCCUCUAGCGAGGGUUUUCAAUGAACUUUUUUUUUUUUCCUUCUUCUUCUUCUUCUUGGCUACAGAGACCUGGCUUUCUGGUUCAUGCAAUGCACUGUUUAACUGUGUAGGAAUGUAUAUGUGUGUGUAUAUACGGUCCCAGUUUUAAUUUACUUAUUAAAAGGUCAGUAUUAUACGUCAAAAGUUACCGGCUUCUACUGUAUUUAAAAAAAAGAAAAGCAAGCUAAGAAAAAAAAAAGAGCAGAGAAAAAGAGAGACUUAUUCUGGUUGUUGGUAAUAAUGUUAACCUAUUUAUAGCCCACAGUGUCCUUCGCAUGGCGAAGCAGGGGGGAAAAGUUAUUUUUUUCUUAAAAGUACAAAGAGAGGGGGAACGUUUGUAGAAGGACUUAAAAAAAAAAGCUAUUUUCCAUUCUUCGGAAAGUGUUUUGAUUUUCCCUAGACCUCGAAGAAGCUAUAGAGUUCAAUGUUAUUUUACAGUUAUUGUAAAUAUAGAGAACAAAUGGAAUGACUAAUCAUUGUAAAUUAAGAGUAUCUGCUAUUUAUUCUUUAUAAUAUCCCGUGUAGUAAAUAAGGAAGAAGUGCAGAACAGGAUUAAAGAAAACCACUAAA
This is a messenger RNA of Psammomys obesus (fat sand rat), 1533 nucleotides long. It is a transcript of the gene Nog, whose product is annotated as noggin. The record is from RefSeq and is a predicted model, not a curated record. Gene Ontology annotation, biological process: negative regulation of BMP signaling pathway; negative regulation of cell differentiation; osteoblast differentiation. The coding region runs from base 137 to 835 and encodes 232 amino acids. NCBI's taxonomy places the organism in Eukaryota, Metazoa, Chordata, Mammalia, Rodentia, Muridae. The transcript has a single exon.